UGCUAUACAGUGCGACAGAAAUCCGGGAGUGUUGCGAACAUGCAUUUCCUGUGCCUAUUGAGAGCUGCAGCAGCUUCCCUGGCCCAUGCAAAGGUGCAAGCGAACUGGGUCUGUUCUGCCAGGAAGGACCCUUCUCCAGGCAUGCACCUGUGUGGCGAAUGCAGCAUGUCACUAGCACUUAUCAGUUAGGGAGCGGUAGGGGGCCCCUGGUUUCUUGGGGCUGCCUGGGCGGAGGGCAUAACCCUGUGGGUUUAGUGGGCAGCAUACGGCAUCGGGCUGGGGAGGAUUAGGUGUAGCUGGAGGGGCGAUGGCAGGAGGGGUGGUCCUUGUGCAGGGAGCCAGCAGGGGACUCGGCCUGCACUUCUGCAAACACAUUUUAUCCGCACGGAAAGAGGCGAGAGUGCUCGCUACCUGCAGGAGCCCCGAAGCAGCCAGCGCCUUACAAGCGCUGCAAAGGCUGUAUCCCCAGAAGCUCACUGUGCUGCGGCUGGAUGCCACUCGGGAGGCAGAGAUCCGAGAGGCAGCGGAAGCCGUGGCGAAGGAGCAUGGCCGGCUGGACCUACUCAUCAACUCUGGGGCGAUGUUGCACCCCAGCGCCAGAGGAGAGACGAGCCUGCAGGAGGUCUCAGCAGAGGGUCUUUCCAUAACAUUGGCAACAAAUACCAUAGGGCCCCUAGUGAUGGCUAAAUAUUUUGCCCCUCUGUUGCGGAAAGGAACUGGAGCAUUUGGACAUCAGUUUGCUGACCAGGCCAAACAGCAUAGGGCCAUACUGGUGAACCUGACAGCUAAAGUAGGCUCCAUAGGAGACAAUGCCUUAGGUGGAUGGUAUAGCUACAGAAUGUCUAAAGCAGCUUUGAACAUGGCUACCAAGAAUCUCAGCAUUGAACUUGGAAGAGGGAAAACUAAGGUGGUGUGUGUUUCUUUGCAUCCAGGAACUGUGAAUACCGACUUAUCAAAGCCUUAUCACAGGAAUGUUCCCAAGGACAAACUGUUCACCCCAGAAUAUUCAGUUAAUUGUCUAAUGAAUAUUAUUGAGAACCUUGAUAUGGGGAAAACAGGAAAGUUCUUUGCUUGGGAUGGAUCUGCAAUACCUUGGUAAAGACUUGUUUUAAUGGAGGCACGCCGGUACUGUGGAGAUGAGAGCAAUAUAAAUACCUAGCUAGAUUAAUGCUUUAGUAAACCUUUUGCUGUGGCAUAUGAUGAGAGCAUCCAAAAGAUAUUAGAUUUUAAUCCCAGUUCUGUCACUGACUUGCUGUAUGACUUUGAGCAAAUCUUUAACUUCUCUGUGCCUCUAAUUCACUAUGUGGUAAAUGUGGAUAAAACUUACCAACCUCAGGCUCUCGAAGCUAAAUUUGUUAAUGUUUGUAAAGGGUUUUGAGAGUCCCUACGAAAGGUGCAAUAAAGUAUAGGGUAUAGUUAUGAUUUUAUUAAUGAUAAUAAAAGCAUACUACUAAUUAUU
Molecule: messenger RNA, 1459 nt
Organism: Mauremys mutica (yellowpond turtle)
Lineage: Eukaryota; Metazoa; Chordata; Testudines; Geoemydidae
Exons: 3
Coding region: 308-1099 (263 amino acids)
Source: RefSeq, a predicted model, not a curated record